Molecule: messenger RNA, 3971 nt
Organism: Pseudophryne corroboree (corroboree frog)
Lineage: Eukaryota; Metazoa; Chordata; Amphibia; Anura; Myobatrachidae
Product: zinc finger protein ZFP2-like
Exons: 9
Coding region: 262-2358 (698 amino acids)
Biological process (GO): regulation of transcription by RNA polymerase II
Cellular component (GO): nucleus
Molecular function (GO): DNA-binding transcription factor activity, RNA polymerase II-specific
Source: RefSeq, a predicted model, not a curated record
GCUCCCUGCUCCCUAUCUGCGCUAUACAGCAGCAGAACACGGCAGCACAGGAGCAGCCCUCCCCUCUUCUCCUUCUCCUCCUCCUCCUCCUUCUAUGUGGUGGCUGAUGUAGUGAUCCUGCCAGGAAGUGGGCAGGGCAAGGCGCGGGUAUACAGGGUGCGCGGCCCUGUCGGAGUCUCUAUUGGGGGCGUGCCUGGCUGUCAACAUCACUAAUAGGAGCGUUCAAAGCACUUACGGGAGCGCUCCCCUUAUUGUGAAUAGAUGGCAUGUGCCCGGGGGUCUAUUUUAGCAGAUGGAGCCAGUAUGAGAAAUACUGCAGAGAGAUGUCCCCGUCCUCUUUAUUCCCAGGACCAUACAGAGGAGAAUCACAGUGUCCCACAGGAGGGUCAGGGCGACAAUAUGACUAAUAUUAAGGUAGAAGAUAUAAAAGAGGAAGAGGAGACGUUUGUGAUGAUAGAUCAGCAGUGUAAGGAGGAAGAAGAAGAGACGUAUGUAGCAGAUGAUCAGCAGUGUAAGGAGGAGGAAAUCCCUACAGGUAUCGGCACAGAUGGGGCCAAUAACAGGAAUACCCCAGAGAGAUGUCCCCGUCCUCUUUAUUCCCAGGUCCAUACAGAGGAGAAUCACAGUGUCCCACAGGAGGGUCAGGAUGAAGCCUUUAAUACUAAUAAAGUAGAAGAUAUAAAAGAGGAAGAGGAGACGUAUGUGGGGGGUGAUCAGCUGUGUAAGGAGGAGGAAAUCCCUACAGAUAUCAGCACAGCAGAUGGAUGCAGAAGCAGGAAUACCUCGGAGGGACGUCUCCUCUUAUCUUCAGAUUAUAAAAUAGAAGAUAACAUUGAACAAGAUUCUCCAGGACAAAAUCUUGUUAAAAUAAAUAUACAUCCAGUGUUGGACAGUGGAGAUACGUCAUCUGAUCCCUCUAAUCAUAAAGAUUGUUCUGCUGAUACGUUAGAUGAUGUUACACAUAGAACAAGCCCUACAGAUGGGGCCAGUAACAGGAAUAUUCCAGAGAGAUGUCCCCGUCCUCUUUAUCCCCAGGAUCAUACAGAGGGAAAUCACAGUGUACUACAGGAGGGUCAGGAUGAAGCCUUUAAUACUAUUAUUAAAGUAGAAGUUAUAAAAGAGGAAGAGGAGACAUAUGUGAAGGGUGAUCAGCUGUGUGGUGAGGAGGAAAUCCCUACAGAUAUCAGCACAGCAGAUGGAUGCAGAAGCAGGAAUACCUCGGAGGGACGUCUCCUUUUGUCUUCAGAUUAUAAAAUAGAAGAUAACAUCGUACAAGAUUCUCCUGGAGAAACCCCUAUUACACUAAACAUACAUCCAGUGUUGGACAGUGGAGAUAUGUCAUCUGAUCCCUCUAAUCAUAAAGAUUGUUCUGCUGAUACGUUAGAUGAUAUUAUACAUAGAACAAUCCCUACAGGUGCUAAAAUGUUCCCCUGUUCUGAAUGUGGGAAAUGUUUCUUACAUCGUUCAUUCUUUGUUAGACAUCAGAAAACUCACACAGGUGAGAAACCAUUUCCGUGUUCUGAGUGUGGGAAAUGUUUCAAACAUAAAUCACAGCUUAUUGUACAUCUUAGAGUUCACACAGGGGAGAAACCGUUCUCUUGUUCUGACUGUGGAAAAUGUUUUGCACAGAAGUCCGCUCUUGUUACACAUCAGGGAAAUCACACAGGUGAGAGGCCAUUUCCAUGCUCUGAGUGUGGGAAAUGUUUUAGACGUAAAUCACGUCUUGUUCUACAUCAGAGUACUCACACAGGUGAGAAGCCAUAUUCAUGCUCUGAGUGCGAGAAAUGUUUUAUAUAUAAAUCUGAGCUUGUUAAACAUCAAAGAUCUCAUACAGGUGAUAAACUAUUUUCAUGCUUUGAUUGUGGGAAAUAUUUUACUCAGAAAGUAGGUCUCGUAAGACACCAGAGAAGUCACACAGGUGAGAAGCCAUUUCCAUGUUCUGAUUGUGGGAAAUAUUUUACACGUAAAUCAGCUCUUGUCAAUCAUCAGAGAAUUCACACAGGUGAGAAGCCAUUUCCAUGUUCUGAGUGUGGGAAAUGUUUUACACAGAAGUCAGGUCUUGUUAUACAUCAGAGAAGUCACACUGGUGAGAAACCAUUUCCAUGCUCUGAGUGUGAGAAAUGUUUUACACACAAAUCAGUUCUUCUUGUACAUCAGAGAAGUCACACAGGUGAGAAGCCGUUUCCAUGCUCUGAGUGUGAGAAAUGUUUUACACAUAAGUCUGCUUUUGUCAGACAUAAGAGAACACACACAGGUGAGAAGCCAUAUUCAUGCUCUGAGUGUGGAAAAUGUUUUACACUAAAAACAACCCUUGUCAUACAUCAGAGAAUUCACACAGGAAAAAAACAAUUACCAUGAGGUGAUAGACAACAUAGUUUUGGAGCAAUAAUCUAAAUAUUAUAAAAGAUGGUAAUACUAUUACUGUAAAUGGUAAAUUGAUGUAAACAUAUAUUUACAAAUUGUAUUAACAUCACUGAUUUCUGGAGGGAAUCUUCACUCUCACAGUAUAUUAACGUUAUAAUUUAAUUACCAUGUACAGGCAUAGGUGGAAUGUUUCAUCGACAUAAGACUGGAACAUACAGCAGUUUCUUUCUAUUAGACGACAUUGGCCAUAACUCUGCAUAGUAAUAAGAUCACAUUGUUGUUAUACAUUGUCCUUAAUAAUAUAUAAUAAGCGAGAAAAUGUGUCUGUUUAUCCUUUAUGAAAGGUUUUGGACCUACCUCCACCAAAUUUGUCAUGGUGUGUAGUGUGACCAGGAUUUGAUUGUUUGCCUAGGUUUGAAUUUUGUCAGGGCCACACAUUGUCACACUCAUAUAUAAUAUACACACACAUUGUCACACUCUCAUACACACACGCUGUCACCCUUGCAUAAAUAAUAUACACACGCUAUCACACUCCUAUAUAAUAUACACAACCACACACAAUCACACUUAUACAUAAUAUACACACACUGUCACAUUCAUAUAUCAUAUACACACUCACACACAUAAACACACACUGUCACAAUCUCAUAUAUAAUAUAGUGUACACACACUCACAGUCUCAUAUAUAAUACAUACUCUGUCACAGUCUCAUAUAUAAUAUACUGUACACACACUGUCACAGUCUCAUAUAUAAUAUAGUGUACAGUACACACACUAAGUCUCAUAUAUAAUAUAAUAUAGUGUACACACACUGUCACAGUCUCAUAUAAUACACACACUGUCACAGUCUCAUAUGCAAUAUACUGUACACACAUUGUCCCAGUCUCAUAUAAUAUACACACACUGUCACAGUCUCUAUAAUACACACACUGUCAGUCUCAUAUAUAAUAUACUGUACACACACUGUCACAGUCUCUUAUAAUAUACACACACUGUCACAGUCUCAUAUAAUAUAGUGUACACACACUGUCAGUCUCAUAUAUAAUAUAGUGUACACACACUGUCACAGUCUCAUAUAUAAUACACACACUGUCACAGUCUCAUAUAUAAUAUACUGUACACACAUUGUCCCAGUCUCAUAUAAUAUACACACACUGUCACAGUUUCAUAUAUAAUACACACACUGCCACAGUCUCAUAUAUAAUAUAGUGUACACACACUGUCACAGUCUCAUAUAUAAUACACACACUGUCACAGUCUCAUAUAAAAUAUACACACACUGUCACAGUCUCAUAUAAAAUAUACACACACUGUCACAGUCUCAUAUAAUAUACACACACUGUCACAGUCUCAGGUAAUGUCAGGGAUAACUGCUAGAAUCUCACUGAUGGAUGAUGAGGUACAACCACAAAAGCUCUAGCUGCUGAUGUUCAUAAAUAAAUGAUGGCGUCAUCUGUGUGUAAGCAGAACAAUCCUGUGUCCCAAUUCCAACAGCCCUAUAGUGGUCCUAACUCUGCAGAACUGUAGUUAUCUCUUCCAGCGUGCUGUUAUAUCACUUUUCCAAUUGCCGCAUACAAUAAAUCCAGAGAUAGUAGUUUUUCACGUGA